Molecule: messenger RNA, 366 nt
Organism: Peronospora matthiolae
Lineage: Eukaryota; Oomycota; Peronosporomycetes; Peronosporales; Peronosporaceae
Source: the annotation of a GenBank genome assembly
AUGGAUGCCGAUGUCGAUGGGAUCGAUAUCGAUGAUGAUGAUGAUGACGAUGCUGGUUUAUUCAGCAUCGCCAAUGACUACCAAAGUGACGACGAUGACGCCCUCACUGGUGCAGACAACGUUCUUUCAGCGGUGCACACGAAGCGCACUGCUGUUGACAAGGAUGAAUCAGAAGAAGAAUUUCUGCUGACUCGCGAAGUGGUUCUCCGCUUCGUUCAAGAUUCUAUUGCAGAUGCACUAGACAGACAGAAGAGAAACACAGACAAAAAUGGAAGAGCAAAUGUUCUUUCAGUUCAUGAAGGAGACUCAGUUUUACUGUCAGCGGUAAAUCUACCGAGACACAGUGACAAACGUGGGCAGCAGUAA